AUGCUCUUCUUCUCUUCAAUUUUAAUUUAUACAAUUCAAACCUUAGCUUAUUGUGGGUUUGGGUGUCUUGGAUGUUACACACCAGAAAACAAAAACGAAGAAGUGUGUUCAAAAUGUAAAGACACGUACAGACAAACUGCCUCGUGUACUGAAUGUGAGUUAUUCAAUCCAUAUGAAAACUUUUCCAAUACAAAUCCGUUAGUUUUAAUGUUCAACAACGAUUGCAUAGUAACAAAAACUGACAAUGCGACUCUUUAUUAUAACACCGAUAAUGCCGAAACCCUACUUUUUAACGAACCAAAAACCUUUUUAAUAUCAAAAGAGACAACUCCGGUGUUAUCAAUAUGUCACGACGAAGACACCAAUAAUUUAUAUCGGUUUGGAAAGUAUUUUAAGAUCUAUAUUCCACCCGAUAAAAAUAAGCAUUAUACAAACAUUUUAGUUCAGAAGAAUAUCAGUGAAGGGGUUAUUAAAGUAGAUUUGACUCAUGAUAUAGUGAACAAUAGUACUGAACCCAAGUGCUUUUCAACAACUCAUGUCAAAGACAAAUUGGGCUAUUUAAUCUCACGAACUCGAAACACUGAAACCAACUUCACUGUAUUCGUUGGGAUGUCUAACGCAUUCGAAUGUGAAAUUACAGUCACUCUUAUGACAUCAGAAAAUAUGUUGCAGUACCUUAACUUCCCUGUUUUUGAUGUAUCAAAUUUGACUCAAAAUGUCAUUACUAGACAUGUCGAUUUUGCACAAGUUGGAGUCUCUGAUUUUGGAGCGUGUUCUUCGCAGACUUUUGCAUACAAAUUCUUCUAUUUCCGGCUGACUGGUGAUGUUCCUUUAGGGAGUCGAAUACUUUUUUCAAGCUCGAGUAGUGAAACGCAAAUAUUUGAAUAUAUCAAAUGUGAAAAUGUGACGAAUGUGUAUGGGAAAUGCAGUUGUGAGUCUGGCAUCCGGAUGCGGCGGGAUCUUUGGAAAUUGAAUCCGGAGACUGGCUUUUUGUUUUCUCCAAAUGAAACGAAAUUGGACGACAAAAUUUUCAAAUUGUUUUCGAGAAACAAUUUAAUGAGAACCGACCUCUCCAUGAAAAUUAUUUGCCCAAAUCAAUGCAGUGAAAAUGAAGGUGGUGGUAAUUGCAGUGUACAAUUUGGCAAGUGUGUUUGUGUGAAUGCGAGUUAUGGUGGAGACGAUUGCCACAAAUUGUGUUAUUAUAACAGCGAAUGGACAAUUCCAAAUAUAGAAGAGAAGUGUUAUUAUGGUACCAAACAGUGUGACUCUGACUGCAAUUGUGUUAACAACACUAUUCUCUAUAAACAUUACUGUGUGUCUGCUGAGUGCUAUAACAACUCGGAUAGUCUUUAUUUUAACAACUUGUGUAAACAUACAGAUACUCAUUGUAUGCCAAAUUGCGUUUGUGAAGAAGGAUAUACAUUCGUUGUCAAUAAAUGUGUCAUUCAAACAUGUGGAAAUGGUGUUAUAGAUCACGAUGAAGAAGAAUGUGAUUUAGGAGAGAACUGUGAUUCUAUGUAUUGUCUGUGUUACAACGGGUAUACAAAAGAUCAAAAUAACACAGGAAGUUGUAUGAAGGAAAACUACUUAUUAGUUAUCAUUUUUGUGACAAUAGGAAGUGGUGUAUUGUUACUCUUUUUUAUUAUAAUGACCGUUUUCAUUAUUUUAAUAACACAGAAAGAGCGUUUUAUCGUGAAAAACAUUAACGAAGCAACUGAAUACCCACAACCAAAUUAUUACUUCGAUUCAUUGAAACUCAAAGAACUUAAAUUUGGCGAUAACAACUUUCCAUUAAAUAAAGAAUAUGCCACUUUUGGGAUGAAAGGAAAAACGUUAAAAAUAGACGAUACUGUAUACGAAAUUUUUGAAAUAACAAAUCGUUCGACGAAGCCAGUGUUAAUUAUAUUUCACUCUCCAAAUGAAAAUAAAUAUUCCAUUCACUUUUGCCCUCAAACGCAAAUACUCUCAAGAGGUACAACGAAACAAGUUGUUCUACUUUUUACUCCACAUUGUACUACCAAAUUGGAUGCAACACAAAUUUGUGUUUCUGUGUAUUAUGGCGAAAGACAAUUAUUAAUUUCGUUUCAAAAGUUUUUAUAUGAAAAGAUGUUUUUGACUGACGAGGAAAAUUUUCAGUACACGCAAUUCAUUCAAAAAAUUCAGAGCUUUUACUUAACUUUUGGAAUAAAAGGCAAAGUGGAGUCUUCUCUCAAAGUCGACUCCGACGAGGUCUUUCUUUCGUCCCAAAACCUCGAGACGAAGAAAAUCAGAAACUAA
Messenger RNA from Entamoeba invadens IP1, 2277 nucleotides. RefSeq lists its product as hypothetical. The record is from RefSeq and is a predicted model, not a curated record. Bases 1 to 2277 code for a protein of 758 amino acids. The transcript has a single exon. Lineage: Eukaryota; Evosea; Mastigamoebida; Endamoebidae.